CUCUGAUCUUAUGUGCAUACAUGUUAGUGUCACUAUAUAAGAUUAUGUCAUAAUAUUGUUUUGUAACUAAUGUUAGUGGUUAGAGACCACCAAUUAUUUUCCCAUGGGCUUCCAUUAUAACAUAAUGGCCUGUAGGUGUUUACUUAAGUCGAAUCAAAUUUCUCUCAAGAACUAUCUUAGUUCCACCAAAAGAACGGAAGAAAAACAUACGUAUAGUGAUACUUUAUUGGAGUAUUAUUCACAUGAAUGAGAUGACUCCCUGUUUACAUCGUUAGCAUGGCGGGAGAGAAAACCGUUUGAUAUACUCUCUUUUUUUCAAUACACAUUAAAUGUAGCAAGUACUGUAAAAUGUAUAAUUAAAUGCUGUAACUGUAAUAAGUAAUUUUAGUUAAAAAUCGCUUCUUUUUUGUUUACGUUACUGACAGACAUUACCUUAUUCCUAGGUAUACGGUUACCUUAUUUCCAGUAAGUUCCCUGUAUUUUUUUGAAUUGGUGGUCUUUGACCCAGUAUGUAUAUAUAUGUAUCAUAAUAAACGUGAGUUUUUUUAUCAAAAUAUCGAUUUUAUGUUUGUUUUCAUAUACGUUUAACGGAGUCCUCGAAUAAUUCCGCUGUCAUAUGAUAACAUAUAAAUUAGGCUAUUGUCUAUAACUAAGAACUAAUAAAAUUUAACGAUUCACCAGAAACCCCACAAACUAGGUGUUUAUCUCUCUAUGUCUUUGACACUGAAGUUACAAUGACAUUAUUCAUCGAUUUUCUUCGAGCAGGAUUUUCAAACACAGCGAUUGCGUGGUAUAAUCAUGUAUAAUAAUGGAAACAUAAUGUUCAACGCUAUAGUACUUAAGUCGGUGUACUUGAAUGAAAAUCGGAAAAGAUAACGACAUUCACAUUGUCCUUAACAUAAAUAGAUCAAGUUCAUUUGUUAGAUAAGUUAGAAAGCGUUGAUGUUAAUGCAUAUGUUGAUGGAUAAUUGGUUGGAUUACUGAAUUAGGUCACACAAUACAUGCCGUAUAUGAAAAAGUUAAAAUGAACUCACAAACAGUUAAGGCAACAUAAUUCGUUUUCCAUUGUAGACAUACUUGUAGAAAUACUACAGGAGAAAAUGUGUUUUGAAUUUGCUGCUAUAGUUCUCGGCCUAACUGCAAUAUGGGUAUAUGUUUUGCGCGACUGGAGCUUUGCGUUUCUGGCUUAUGCCAUGUUUUUUCCGGGUGUCACUGCUCUGUUUAUGACAGCAGUAAAUGGAAGAUUGAUGUCGUUUUUGAGUAGACUGUCGGGUUCAGCGGAGCCAGUUCGAAGUCUCGUCUUCGCCGUAGCUGCUGUCGUUCUAGUGUAUUGCAUGGUGGAGGCAUGCGUGGUCCUAGCUGUAAGAGCGGGAUGGGCAAGGGAAGCGGAGAUACGUAAGCACAGUAUACAUGAGCAUAACAAGAACCGGUUGUCGGGGUUUCUACGAGCUGCUGGUGAGGAAAUUGGAUGGAGAUGCUUCUUGCUACCAUGUCUUCUUGACAGAUAUUCCGUUUUUACUGCAUUUACUAUAAGUGGUAUUGUAUGGGGACUAUUCCAUGUACCUGUGAUGAUUUUAUUGACAUACAAACUGAAGCCCCAGCGUCCAUAUCUUACCGUGCUUGUGCAGUGUGUUUCGUGUAUGUUAUCUGCCUUUCCGCAUGGAUGGGUGGCUGUCAAAUCAGGUUACUCUAUGUGGGCUUGCAGCGUUAUGCAUUGGUUCUGGAACAUUUAUAAUCCUACAGUGUUAGGCAGUAUCUAUACGAAUACUCCUGGAAAGUAUACUGGUCAGCAGUUGCUCAUUAAUGGUGAAGGAUUGACCGGAUGUCUGGUUAUGUUACCGGUAGCACUGGCAGUGGUUUUAGACCUAAACUAUCAGCUACUGACGGUGUUCUGAUUAGUGAAAAGAUGGGGUCUUUGUUACAUAAAUGCCUCAUUUCUGUUAUAUAUUGUAUAUAUUCGAAACAAAUUAAAGCGAUUACGGAUUUUUGGAAUGCAAACGGAAAACAUUGAGUUUGAAGAUAACCCAGGAAUAUCACACCAAAGACAGUUGACGUUCCAUAAAAAUACGAUCUCUAUUUUCAUAUCUGUCAAGAGAAGAAACUGAGAGAAUAUUUGCUUACCACUGGCAGUUUUUAGUGAGGCAUCAGCUGAAACUCAACGCACUUUUUAUUUGCUCCGGGGAAGGGAGGACACUGGCUAAAGCGACGCCUAUGUUUUUUUUUUGUUAGAAAUAUUAUUCAUCGACAACACCUUUUCUUCAAUAAUUUUACAUAGAUCAGAAUAAAAGGGCUGUCUUGGUGUAUUGUGUUUGCUAGAUUGUCUUCCUACUUUCACACAUAGAGACGUAGAAAAUUAGACGUCUUUACUUUUUUUAUCAUAUCGUAAUAACGAUUGCUGCUGAUUUUAUGACUUCAUAUUUGUAGCUGUUAAAUUGCAAUAUAAAAUGUUUUGUAUGUCAGUUGAUUGUGCAUGUAAUGUUAAACAUUCUAAAGCGCAUUAUAAAUACAUUGCACGUAUAAUGUA
This is a messenger RNA of Mercenaria mercenaria, 2524 nucleotides long. RefSeq lists its product as uncharacterized. Gene Ontology annotation, molecular function: metalloendopeptidase activity. Gene Ontology annotation, biological process: CAAX-box protein processing. Gene Ontology annotation, cellular component: membrane. The coding region runs from base 1101 to 1895 and encodes 264 amino acids. The record is from RefSeq and is a predicted model, not a curated record. NCBI's taxonomy places the organism in Eukaryota, Metazoa, Mollusca, Bivalvia, Venerida, Veneridae. The transcript is spliced from 5 exons.